AUGCAACCCACAGCCAUUCUCACAACCGUCGCCUUCCUAGCUACAACAGUAUUAGCACAGAAAUACACCACCACCGCCGGCUUCCCCCUUCCCGAUCCAAAUACAAGUUGUCCCAACAACGUCUACUGCGUACGUCCCACCCAUUGCAUUCCCUUCAAAACACAUUACAGCAAUCAACCUCCCAUCGCCCUAAAAGAUCCCCCUCCACACUAUCCUCCCAAGAACCAACACGGCAGUACAAGUACUAACCAAGAUCCUUGCUUCUAGGGUUCGAAAGACAAGUCUCCAACCAAUGGUGCAUUCAUAAUCCUUCGAACCGACUGUCAAGUGAUCCUUCUAUACGAGAAGGAUCCGGCGAAGAAACCGAAGGAAUUUGGCUGUGUGGGUGUAGGUGACAAUGGUCAAGGUGAAGUUGGCGUACGUGUCUAUGCUAAUCUCUGGUUCUCGUCUAUGGUACUAAUGGGAUACUGAAUCUAGAAAUUCGUUUGCUGUAGUUAG
This is a messenger RNA of Hymenoscyphus albidus, 498 nucleotides long. NCBI's taxonomy places the organism in Eukaryota, Fungi, Ascomycota, Leotiomycetes, Helotiales, Helotiaceae. The record is from the annotation of a GenBank genome assembly.